UGUGACGUCACCAGCGCCCGCCGCUAUCUAAGUUGAAGAACGGCUGUUUUCUGUCCUUUUUCCCUCCUAACGAGUCCUGAGACGGGUAAGGGAUCCAAAAACAUCUUCCCGUGUCACGGCGCUUUUCACAACCCAACAAAAAUGAUCAUCUACAAGGAUAUCAUCACCGGAGAUGAGCUGUUCACCGAGGUCUACAAAAUCACGGAGGUCUGCGACGGGAUGCUGUACGAGGUCCAGGGAAAGCUCACUUCCAGAUCGGAGGACGUCGACGGUGCGUUAAUCGGUGCCAACGCCUCUGCAGAGGGCGGCGAUGAGGGUAGCGAAGCGUCCACAGUCAGUGGAGUCGACAUUGUGCUCAACAGCAAACUGCAGGAGACCUCGGCCUACAACAAGAAGGCCUACCAGAGCUACAUCAAGGGCUAUAUGAAGGCGGUCAAGGCCAAGCUGGAGGAGCAGGGUUCUAAGAGGGUACAGGCCUUCAUGGCAGGCGCUCCAGCAGCUGUUAAGAUGAUCCUGGGGAACCUCGAUAAAUACCAGUUCUUCACCGGUGAGUCCAUGAACUGUGACGGCGCCAUCGGCCUGCUAGACUACCGCGAGGACGGGGUCACGCCCUUCUUCGUUUUCUUCAAAGACGGCAUCGAGAUCGAGAAAUACGUAAGUUUACCAUCCCCUCUGACUGACGUGGCUGUUUCUGUGGGAACCCGGGGAUUAGUCUGGCGCGUAGAACCCAGGGAUUAGUCUGGCGCGUAGAACCCUGGGAUUAGUCUGGCGCGUAGAACCCUGGGAUUAGUCUGGCGCGUAGAACCCUGGGAUUAGUCUGGCGCGUAGAACCCUGGGAUUAGUCUGGCGCGUAGAACCCUGGGAUUAGUCUGGCGCGUAGAACCCUGGGAUUAGUCUGGCGCGUAGAACCCUGGGAUUAGUCUGGCGUGUAGAACCCUGGGAUUAGUCUGUGGCAGCCAGCCACAGCGGCUCUAUAUGGUCGGGACGGGGCCACACUGGCAGCCAGACACAGCGGCUCUAUAUGGCCGAGUCGGGACGGGGCCACACUGGCAGCCAGACACAGCGGCUCUAUAUGGUCGGGACGGGGCCACACUGGCAGCCAGACACAGCGGCUCUAUAUGGUCGGGACGGGGCCACACUGGCAGCCAGACACAGCGGCUCUAUGUGGUCGGGACGGGGCCACACUGGCAGCCAGCCACAGCGGCUCUAUGUGGUCGGGACGGGGCCACACUGGCAGCCAGACACAGCGGCUCUAUAUGGUCGGGACGGGGCCACACUGGCAGCCACAGCGGCUCUAUAUGGCCGAGUCGGGACGGGGCCACACUGGCAACCAGCCACAGCGGCUCUAUAUGGCCGAGUCGGGACGGGGCCACACUGGCAACCAGACACAGCGGCUCUAUAUGGUCGGGACGGGGCCACACUGGCAGCCAGACACAGCGGCUCUAUAUGGCCCAGCCGGCCCUGGUCUAAAGUAGUAGUGCACUAUAUAUAGGGAAUAGGGUUCUAUAGGGCCCUGGUCUAAAGUAGUGCACUAUAUAGGGAAUAGGGUUCUAUAGGGCCCUGGUCUAAAGUAGUGUACUAUAUAGGGAAUAGGGUUCUAUAGGGCUCUGGUCUAAAGUAGUGCACUAUAUAGGGAAUAGGGUUCUAUAGGGCUCUGGUCUAAAGUAGUGCACUAUAUAUAGGGAAUAGGGUUCUAUAGGGCCCUGGUCUAAAGUAGUGCACUAUAUAGGGAAUAGGGUUCUAUAGGGCCCUGAUCUAAAGUCGUGUACUAUAUAGGGAAUAGGGUUCUAUAGGGCUCUGGUCUAAAGUAGUGCACUAUAUAGGGAAUAGGGUUCUAUAGGGCCCUGGUCUAAAGUAGUGCACUAUAUAGGGAAUAGGGUUCUAUAGGGCUCUGGUCUAAAGUAGUGUACUAUAUAGGGAAUAGGGUUCUAUAGGGUCUUGGUCUAAAGUAGUGUACUACAUAGGGAAUAGGGUUCUAUAGGGCCCUGGUCUAAAGUAGUGUACUAUAUAGGGAAUAGGGUUCUAUAGGGCCCUGGUCUAAAGUAGUGUACUACAUAGGGUUCUGGUCUAAAGUAGUGUACUACAUAGGGUUCUGGUCUAAAGUAGUGUACUAUACAGGGUUCGGGUCUAAUGUAGUGUACUAUAUAGGGUUCUGGUCUAAAGUAGUGUACUAUAUAGGGUUCUGUAGGGUCCUGGUCUAAAGUAGUGUACUAUAUAUAGGGAAUAGGGUUCUAUAGGGCCCUGGUCUAAAGUAGUGUACUAUAUAGGGUUCUGGUCUAAAGUAGUGUACUAUAUAGGGUUCUGGUCUAAAGUAGUGUACUCUAUAGGGUUCUGGUCUAAAGUAGUGUACUCUAUAGGGUUCUGGUCUAAAGUAGUGUACUAUACAUAGGGUGCUACUUAUUAAGAUACCAGGCACACCACACUCUGAAUACUAAGCCCAUGCAUUCAUCUGAUAGACCUGAAGUUCCUCACCGUGACUUCUGGGUUUGCAAUUGGAUGCUACAUGAAAAUAUUCCCUUGACUUUCCCCGACUGCCUGACCGAGUGGCUGUACGGAUAGAGAAGAGGAACACAUGGUGUUUACCAGAGGUGGUACUGAGUGGCUGUAUGGAUAGAGGAGAGGAACACAUGGUGUUUACCAGAGGUGGUACUGAGUGGCUGUAUGGAUAGAGGAGAGGAACACAUGGUGUUUACCAGAGGUGGUACUGAGUGGCUGUAUGGAUAGAGGAGAGGAACACAUGGUGUUUACCAGAGGUGGUACCACUGAGUGGCUGUAUGGAUAGAGGAGAGGAACACAUGGUGUUUACCAGAGGUGGUACUGAGUGGCUGUAUGGAUAGAGGAGAGGAACACAUGGUGUUUACCAGAGGUGGUACCACUGAGUGGCUGUAUGGAUAGAGAAGAGGAUCACAUGGUGUUUACCAGAGGUGGUACCACUGAGUGGCUGUAUGGAUAGAGGAGAGGAACACAUGGUGUUUACCAGAGGUGGUACUGAGUGGCUGUAUGGAUAGAGGAGAGGAACACAUGGUGUUUACCAGAGGUGGUACCACUGAGUGGCUGUAUGGAUAGAGGAGAGGAACACAUGGUGUUUACCAGAGGUGGUACUGAGUGGCUGUAUGGAUAGAGGAGAGGAACACAUGGUGUUUACCAGAGGUGGUACUGAGUGGCUGUAUGGAUAGAGGAGAGGAACACAUGGUGUUUACCAGAGGUGGUACCACUGAGUGGCUGUAUGGAUAGAGGAGAGGAACACAUGGUGUUUACCAGAGGUGGUACCACUGAGUGGCUGUAUGGAUAGAGGAGAGGAACACAUGGUGUUUACCAGAGGUGGUACCACUGAGUGGCUGUAUGGAUAGAGGAGAGGAACACAUGGUGUUUACCAGAGGUGGUACCACUGAGUGGCUGUAUGGAUAGAGAAGAGGAACACAUGGUGUUUACCAGAGGUGGUACUGAGUGGCUGUAUGGAUAGAGGAGAGGAACACAUGGUGUUUACCAGAGGUGGUACUGAGUGGCUGUAUGGAUAGAGGAGAGGAUCACAUGGUGUUUACCAGAGGUGGUACCACUGAGUGGCUGUAUGGAUAGAGGAGAGGAACACAUGGUGUUUACCAGAGGUGGUACCACUGAGUGGCUGUAUGGAUAGAGGAGAGGAACACAUGGUGUUUACCAGAGGUGGUACCACUGAGUGGCUGUAUGGAUAGAGGAGAGGAACACAUGGUGUUUACCAGAGGUGGUACUGAGUGGCUGUAUGGAUAGAGGAGAGGAACACAUGGUGUUUACCAGAGGUGGUACUGAGUGGCUGUAUGGAUAGAGGAGGGGAACACAUGGUGUUUACCAGAGGUGGUACCACUGAGUGGCUGUAUGGAUAGAGGAGAGGAACACAUGGUGUUUACCAGAGGUGGUACCACUGAGUGGCUGUAUGGAUAGAGGAGAGGAACACAUGGUGUUUACCAGAGGUGGUACCACUGAGUGGCUGUAUGGAUAGAGGAGAGGAACACAUGGUGUUUACCAGAGGUGGUACCACUGAGUGGCUGUAUGGAUAGAGGAGAGGAACACAUGGUGUUUACCAGAGGUGGUACCACUGAGUGGCUGUAUGGAUAGAGGAGAGGAACACAUGGUGUUUACCAGAGGUGGUACCACUGAGUGGCUGUAUGGAUAGAGGAGAGGAACACAUGGUGUUUACCAGAGGUGGUACUGAGUGGCUGUAUGGAUAGAGGAGAGGAUCACAUGGUGUUUACCAGAGGUGGUACUGCCCAGACAGAGGAGCCGUUGAUUAGGGGUUGUCCCAAUGGCACCCCUAUUCACUUUCUAGUUGACUACUUUUGACUAGUGAUCAAUCAGACACACCUAAUACCUCUGUCCAUCUCCACGUGGGUAAUAGUGUCUCCUCUGUCCGUCUCCACGUGGGUAAUAGUGUCUCCUCUGUCCGUCUCCGCGUGGGUAAUAGUGUCUCUCCUCUGUCCGUCUCCGCGUGGGUAAUAGUGUCUCUCCUCUGUCCGUCUCCGCGUGGGUAAUAGUGUCUCCUCUGUCCGUCUCCACGUGGGUAAUAGUCUCUCCUCUGUCAGUCUCCGCGUGGGCAAUAGUGUCUCUCCUCGGUCUGUCUCCGCGUGGGUAAUAGUGUCUCUCCUCGGUCUGUCUCAGCGUGGGUAAUAGUGUCUCUCCUCGGUCUGUCUCAGCGUGGGUAAUAGUGUCUCUCCUCUGUCCGUCUCAGCGUGGGUAAUAGUGUCUCCUCUGUCCGGCUCCACGUGGGUAAUAGUGUCUCUCCUCUGUCCGGCUCCACGUGGGUAAUAGUGUCUCUCCUCUGUCAGUCUCCACGUGGGUAAUAGUGUCUCUCCUCUGUCAGUCUCCGCGUGGGUAAUAGUGUCUCUCCUCUCUCUGUCUCAGCGUGGGUAAUAGUGUCUCUCCUCUGUCCGUCUCCACGUGGGUAAUAGUGUCUCAACUCUGUCCGGCUCCACGUGGGUAAUAAUCUCCUCUGUCUGUCCAUCUCCACGUGGGUAAUAAUCUCCUCUGUCUGUCCAUCUCCAUGUGGGUAAUAAUCUCCUCUGUCCAGCUCCACGUGGGGAAUAGUCUCUCCUCUGUCCAUCUCCGCGUGGGUAAUAGUCUCUCCUCUGUCCAGCUCCACGUGGGUAAUAGUCUCUCCUCUGUCCAGCUCCACGUGGGUAAUAGUCUCUCCUCUGUCCAUCUCCACGUGGGUAAUAGUGUCUCUCCUCUGUCCAUCUCCGCGUGGGUAAUAGUCUCUCCUCUGUCAGUCUCCGCGUGGGUAAUAGUCUCUCCUCUGUCAGUCUCCGCGUGGGUAAUAGUGUCUCCUCUGUCCGUCUCCGCGUGGGUAAUAGUCUCUCCUCUGUCCGUCUCCGCGUGGGUAAUAGUCUCUCCUCUGUCCGUCUCCGCGUGGGUAAUAGUGUCUCUCUGUCCAUCUCCACGUGGGUAAUAGUGUCUCCUCUGUCCAUCUCCACGUGGGUAAUAGUGUCUCCUCUGUCCAUCUCCACGUGGGUAAUAGUCUCUCCUCUGUCCAUCUCCACGUGGGUAAUAGUGUCUCCUCUGUCCGUCUCCACGUGGGUAAUAGUCUCUCCUCUGUCCAUCUCCACGUGGGUAAUAGUGUCUCCUCUGUCUCCUCUCUGCAGUAAACCAUCCGGACGUCUAACAGAAGUGCCUGGACCGGAGGGAGCGUGUCUGCUUGUUACCAUAGCUACCACCGCCCCUGAUCAUGGACAGACUGACCCCUGCCCUGCCUGCUUGUUACCGUAGCGACCGCCGCCCCUGAUCAUGGACAGACUGCCCCCUGCCUGUAUCCCUCCCAACACCUGGAACAGACUUGUCUUUCUUUUAAUCCCAAGUUUUUUAUUUUUUGGGGGGGGUGGCCCAACCUUCUCUUCGUCCCCCACAUCUGACCUCCCGGGGGGGGAGACGCCAGGCCCUGUUCUAAACGGACGGUCGUCGGUCAGGACCGCCCCCCCCACCACCGUGGAUGGCCGGUUAGGCUGCUGUGUGCGCGGUGACUCCCAUCAGAUGUCCAGCUGCAUUAAAGCUCCCACCUUGCUCUCUCACACAACUGUAAAGGACUCAUUGACACUAUGUUGUGAAAUAAAUGGGCCUGUUGGCCGAAAUACAA
This is a messenger RNA of Oncorhynchus keta (chum salmon), 6100 nucleotides long. Its product is annotated as translationally-controlled tumor protein homolog. Bases 142 to 738 code for a protein of 198 amino acids. The record is from RefSeq and is a predicted model, not a curated record. Gene Ontology annotation, cellular component: cytoplasm. NCBI's taxonomy places the organism in Eukaryota, Metazoa, Chordata, Actinopteri, Salmoniformes, Salmonidae. Gene Ontology annotation, molecular function: calcium ion binding. The transcript has 12 exons.